AGUGGGUGAAGAUAAGCUCCCGUAUGGAGGAUGAGGGUAUCGAGCCAAAAUUUGAUGAUAUCCUGAAACUAGUAAAAGAUAGUGUCAAUCUAUCUAUGAGCAAGUUUGCCAGUAUAUUGAACCUCACCCCUAGAAUAGAGCAGUCUGAGGGUAAAAUGCAAUCAUUGAUGACGAAAGGGCCUAAGAGAGGUGGAUAUCGAGAAGGCUCCAUGAUGUAUAGUAAUGCAUAAGGACCUAGUGACUGUAACAGGUUUCGUAGUACAUCCUCAACAGAUAAGUUACAAGAUGCAAGACAAACACGGUUGUGUUUUACACGUUUGCAAGAGGUGCAUACAAAGGUGAACUGUGAACCAGUAAGCAAGUUCAGUGAUAAGCUAAAUGUAAACUCCAGGCCUGACUCCGAAUUGUGUGACAAUAACGAUGCGGUCAAGAAAACUGUAGUUGCAACUGGUAAGCCAUUGUUUAAUAGAGUGUCACAGAAGAGAGUUGCUGCUUCAGAGUGCAGUUCUGACUCCACAAGUUAACAAGGUAUUACUAGUCAGAGUGAAGUUAUAAAACCUUUUAGGAUUUGCGAGGAGGAACCAAAAUUGUCUACUUCUGUUAUUAAAGAGUUUGAAAAUGAUGAAGUCGACCAGAUAGAUGAUGGUAAGUCGAAUAUUUGUGAUAAUGAUCAUGAUAGUGCAGAUUUGUCUUUGGUCGAUCAUGAUGAAAUGGGGGAAAUGCCUACUACUACUGCUAAGUUGAGUAAAGUUUCUGCACAACUACAACGUGAAGUAGAAAUAAAUGCAGUUGCAGUUGCAGAAGGCAUGCAUACUUGUCAGACCGUCAGUGUGAUUUAUCAGCAUGUAGCCCACCUAUCAUCAGAUGCUAUUGCUAACCCUGAGCUGAUAGUAAAAGACAGCAGUGGUGGUGGUCUUGCAGUUAGACAACUAUCUGAAAGCCGAGCAACAACAGCUUUUGAUCCACCGCUAACUUCAUCAACUGGUAUCAAUCAGUCGUCGUUGGUGCUGUCAUCCUCAAUGAAACAGACGCCCAUCAACUCAAGUAUCUUGUACAAUGACUUUGAUAGUAUUGAUGCAUUUGAAAAAACCAAAGAUAUUGCUCAGUUUAGUGAGGAUAAGACAAGUGUAAACGAAAGAGUAAUUGUUAAAUUGACUUGCAUGAAUAAAGGCAUUUCUAGUUUCAAGUUACUAUUUGAAUGUCAUUAUCUUUGGUGUAAAUUACUCUGUGCCUACGCUUGGUUGACCAGAUACUUCGUGUGUUUGUUCGUCAUCUAUAUUCUACGAUACAAUGACAUGAGCGUGUUACCGUUCAGAUUUGAGGAUAUAGCUGAUAGAAGGAAGUCAGCAAAUGAACUCUGCAACGAUUUUCCAACCUAGAGCGUCAACCUGAGAGGGCUUGUAGGCGUACUGCUGUAAGUCCUACAAUUCUUCAAAGGGCAGCGCAUCAAUGAGCAGUCCAAUCUGCUCGGUGUGUGAUUUUGUACAAAUUUUUUGAGUAUUGGUUUGUUGUAGGGAUUUUGUUUGAUUGCAUGGAGGAUUUAAUCAUGAGCUGACAUGAGUUAGAGAACCACUGGAAAACCUGGGAGUACUGGACAGCUGUUUCGUCCUAGUUUGGGACUCCUCAGCAGUAC
This is a messenger RNA of Trichobilharzia regenti, 1633 nucleotides long. Lineage: Eukaryota; Metazoa; Platyhelminthes; Trematoda; Strigeidida; Schistosomatidae. The record is from the annotation of a GenBank genome assembly.